Molecule: messenger RNA, 1236 nt
Organism: Anopheles marshallii
Lineage: Eukaryota; Metazoa; Arthropoda; Insecta; Diptera; Culicidae
Gene: Wwox
Product: WW domain-containing oxidoreductase
Exons: 5
Coding region: 1-1236 (411 amino acids)
Molecular function (GO): protein binding
Source: RefSeq, a predicted model, not a curated record
AUGCCCGCGCUAAUGCCGGAAUCUGAUUCCGAGGAUGAGCUUCCUCCAGCAUGGGAAGAACGUGCUACGAGUGAUGGUUUCGUGUACUACGUAAACCAUCAAAGCAAAAGCACGCAGUGGACUCAUCCACGAACCGGAAAGAUGAAGCGCGUAUCCGGUGAACUACCGCUCGGUUGGACACGCCACAUCGAGGAAGACACCCGGAAGGUGAUUUUCGUGGAAGAGAAAACGCAACGUAAAUCGUACACCGAUCCAAGGCUAGCCUUUGCCGUGGAGGAAGCACCGGAGCAGGUUGGCGAAUUACGCCAGCGGUUCGACAGUGGAACGAACGCGCUGCAGGUACUGCACGGGCGUGAUUUGAAUGGCAAGGUGGCCCUCAUCACGGGUGCGAACACUGGUAUCGGGUUCGAGACGGCUCGCUCGCUCGUUCUGCACGGAUGCGAGGUUAUUUUUGCCUGUCGGGAUGAAAAGUCGACCAAGGACGCGAUCGAAAGGAUCCGUACGGAAAAGGAAGCUGCCGGACAGCGGUGCAGUUUUGUAUCGCUAGAUUUGAGUAGCCUUCGCUCGACGAAACAAGCAGCGGAAGAGGUUAAAAAACGCCACAAGCACAUCGACAUGUUGAUCCUGAAUGCGGGAGUAUUUGCGCUACCCCAUUCCGUCACUGAGGACGGUUUUGAGCGUACAUUCCAGGUGAACCAUUUGGCACACUUCUACUUGACGAACCUGCUGUCAGAUCUGUACGAUCAUGCGACGCGUAUCGUCGUGGUUUCUUCCGAAUCGCAUCGGAUGAGUACGCUACCGAGCGGUGGUGGAUUAAGCGAGAGCGAUCUUUGUCCACCACAGCACAAAUUCUGGAGCAUGAUUGCGUACAACAAUUCCAAGCUGUGCAACGUUCUGUUUGCGGUGGAGCUGGCGAAGCGCUGGAAAUCCAGAGGCAUCUCGGUUUUUGUGCUCCAUCCAGGUAAUAUGGUUUCGUCCGCACUUUCCAGAAACUGGUGGUUCUAUCGCUUCCUUUUUGGUUUGGUUCGUCCGUUCACCAAAUCACUGCAACAAGCCGCUAGCACCACCAUUUACUGUGCAACUGCCUAUGAAUUGACCGGAUUGACCGCACUUUACUUUAACAACUGUUACGUGUGUGAUCCGUCCGGUGCAUCCAAGAACGAACAGCUCCAGCAAAGCUUGUGGGAAUUGAGCGACAAAAUGAUCCAACGUGUGAUGGGAAUGGAGACCCAAUAA